This is a messenger RNA of Rosa rugosa (rugosa rose), 1116 nucleotides long. RefSeq names its product extradiol ring-cleavage dioxygenase. The transcript has a single exon. Gene Ontology annotation, molecular function: oxidoreductase activity, acting on single donors with incorporation of molecular oxygen; ferrous iron binding; zinc ion binding. Lineage: Eukaryota; Viridiplantae; Streptophyta; Magnoliopsida; Rosales; Rosaceae. The coding region runs from base 108 to 902 and encodes 264 amino acids. The record is from RefSeq and is a predicted model, not a curated record.
GAUGGUUGACCUUUCACCAUAUAUACCAAAACAUAAAAAAAAACCCAAACCAAAUUCCCAACCAAAAUUUCCCCAAAUUCCCAAUUCCUCCAAGAACCAAUCCCUCAAUGGCAGUAAUGGACACGUUCUACAUCUCCCAUGGAUCCCCAACCUUAAGUAUUGACGAGACCAUUCCCGCCGGACAGUUCCUCCGAUCCUGGAAACAAAACGGGUUCCCCCAGAAACCCAACUCCAUCCUCAUCAUCUCCGGCCACUGGGAAACCUCCGUCCCCACCGUCAACUCCAUCGCCGGCCCACACGACACCAUCUACGACUUCUACGGCUUCCCCAAACCCAUGUACAAGCUCAAGUACCCCGCCCCCGGGUCCCCCCAGCUCGCCUCCCGCGUCAAGGACCUCCUCACCGCCGCCGGGUUCCCCCGCGUCGACGUGGACACCAAGCGCGGCCUCGACCACGGCGCGUGGGUCCCGCUCAUGUUCAUGUACCCUGAGGCGGAUAUUCCGGUGUGCCAGCUGUCCGUCCAGACUAACAGAGACGGGAGCUAUCACUACGAUAUGGGGAAGGCGCUGGCGCCGCUGAGGGAGGAGGGUGUCCUUAUUGUGGGGUCGGGGAGCGCGACGCAUAAUCUAAGGGCGCUGAGGAACACGGACGGGGCGGUGGCGCCGUGGGCGUUGGAGUUUGAUACUUGGCUUAAGGAGGCGUUGACUCAAGGAAGAUAUGAAGACGUGAACCAUUAUGAGGAGAAAGCUCCGCAUGCGAAAACGGCUCAUCCCUGGCCUGACCAUUUCUACCCUCUUCAUGUGGCAAUGGGGGCUGCCGGUGCGAAUUCGAAGGCCAAGCCCAUCCAUGAAAGCUGGCAGCUCGGUACUCUUUCUUAUGCUUCAUACCAGUUUACCAGUUGAUCCAUAUGUGUCGCUGUAAAACGUUGCAUUUUCGAUUUUGUGUGUUGUUAGAAUAAGGUCUUAGGAAUGGCAUUGUCGUUGACACUCUCAGAAAGUCAUUCUCGAUUCUUCCGUGGGUGUUUGGAAGUCAUUCUCAUUGAUGUAUUUGUAAAUUGUAAUAGACCGAGUAUAUGUGAUCAACACAAAGGGAUCAAAGUCCCUUGAAAUUUAUCCA